AUGAAUGACUGGACUCUCCCCAGUGUUGUGAUCACGGGCUCCACGGCUGUAAAGGUGGUGCUGAUGGCAGGUGUAGUUCUUUUAACGGGUCGCCAAUGGAGACUCCGGAGAACACAGAGGGAGCUGACUGCUCGUCUAACCUCGGAUUCUGAAAAGCUUCGAGAUAUGCUAUCCAGACUGCAAGAAAAAGAGGAAGAAGUCGAUAAAUUGAGAAAGAUGUUACUAGAGAAAGAAGCUGCCUUGCGAGAGCGCCCGAGUGCCGACUUAAUUAUUGAAGAACUCGGGAGGCGAGAUCACCAUAUCUGUGAAAACUGGAGCACCAGCUGCGAGCUGCGGGGGGAAAUGCGAGCCCUCAGGGAACAGGUGCGGGACUGGUUUGUGGAAAAAGAGGCUAUCGCCACCAGAGUGAGACACCUCGAGUCGGAGAAACAGAAAGCCGAGACGGAGGUGUCCGAACUGAGAGAGAAGAUCCGCGACCUGGAAGACUCAUUGGAGGAGCGCGCCGCCGAGAAUAAGUCCUUCAAGCGGCGUGUCCGCAGAAGAGAUCAGCACAUUGGCCAUUACGUCAGUAUGAUCCGAAGCAUCCAGCGUGAGUUUCGCGAACUUCAACAGCAGAUUCCGGACAUUUUGAGGGAGCAGGAGAGUCUUCAGAGCGAAAUCGAGGAGCUCAAGCGACAAAAACGCAGCGAGGAAGAAGAGGAGGCGCGUCAGAAGAUGAUUCUGGAGCUGAUGCAGGAGGUGCUCAAAGGAGGCAACGUAGAAAAUGUCAAAAAUAAGAAGGAUGAUGACCCACAGGAGUCUCAAAGAGAAGGACAAGCAUCUUGA
Molecule: messenger RNA, 825 nt
Organism: Polypterus senegalus (gray bichir)
Lineage: Eukaryota; Metazoa; Chordata; Cladistia; Polypteriformes; Polypteridae
Product: trichohyalin-like
Exons: 2
Coding region: 1-825 (274 amino acids)
Source: RefSeq, a predicted model, not a curated record